Messenger RNA from Mauremys mutica (yellowpond turtle), 7818 nucleotides. Its product is annotated as C-type lectin domain family 2 member D-like. The transcript is spliced from 4 exons. Bases 140 to 727 code for a protein of 195 amino acids. The record is from RefSeq and is a predicted model, not a curated record. NCBI's taxonomy places the organism in Eukaryota, Metazoa, Chordata, Testudines, Geoemydidae.
AAAGGCCCUAAUAUUUGUUGUCUCUCCUCGUGUGGAAGCUGUUCCAUGCCCUUGAUCAUCACCAACUAGAUUUAUCCACUCGUGGAAGCACUUAGCAAAAUGUGACCAUUUUCACGCUCUGGCAGCAUUUGCUGUUGAAAUGCCUUUGUCUCCUUUCAUCCUUCUUUUUUUUGCAGAUUUCAGCCUAAAAUGCAUUAAAGAUAAACGGAUCCCAAUUACCGUUACUGUCGUCAUCACAGCUUUGAUCAUCACUGUAAUUGCACUGGCAGCCAGGAAGCCUCCCCCCUGCCCACGCUGCCCACCCCACGUCACUGCUGCGUGCCCGGACGGCUGGGUGGGAUACCAAGGGAAAUGCUUCUACUUCUCAGAGACUGAAGAGAACUGGAACAACAGCCAGAGCCACUGCUCUUCCCUCAACACCUCCCUGGCUUCCAUUGAUUCCCUGCCGGAGAUGGAUUUCAUGCUGCGCUAUAAAGGGAUCCCUUACCACUGGAUUGGCCUCCAGAGGGAACAAGGCGAGGGCCAGCCCUGGAAGUGGACCAACGGUACCAUAUUCAACAACCUGUUUCAGGUCAGAGGGGAAGGGCAGUGCGCCUACCUGGAUGAAAAUGGGGUCAGCAGCUCCAGGUGCUACUCAGAGAGACAUUUCAUCUGCAACCGGCCGGACGAGUGCUCUAGAAGGAAGCCAAGCGCCACAGGAGGGAACACAACAUCUAAGAUCACGUAAAGGGCCAAUACAGCCUCUUCACUGGAUGCAGAACUUACACAUUCACGAUUUCUUGCAGAGCAUCCUGCCUCUCCAACCAUUGCUCCCUCCAGAUCCCAGCUGAAAAACCAUCUUUACAAGGCUCACUGCACUAACUCUAGUGCAUAAUAACUCCAUUGCCAUGGUACUACCGAACACGGGUUUUAGAGGUUUAAAUCUAAUAUUCCAUUAAUACCGGAAGUGAAGAAGCUAUUUAGAUUUUGAAGAAUCCUUGCGUCUCUGCACCCGGGUGUCCAGAACAUAUAGCCUUCCUCCGAGGAUCGUUACCUUGUCGUGGUGGAGGGGCUUGCGUGUUCCGAUGAACCCCAGGGCUAUGUCGUCUGGAGCCUUGUGCUCCUGGCAGGGUCACCCUAGACGAACAGGCCUGGGGGGAGGUUCCAGACUAAAAACGAUCCUGCGCAAGAUGCUCAUGAAAGCCCAAAAAAUGAGCACACGAACCUUGCCUGGAUUAGGAAUAUUGGACCCACCCCUGAAGCCAGGCCUGGGGGUGGUGUUAGGUGAGUGUCUGAUGGCCAAGCAACCCAUGUAAACCCAGCCGGGCCUAGCCCGAAAAGGCGCCGUGGGCUCAGCACCCGCGAGGCAAAGGGUGAGGGUUGGGUGCGAUGCCUGAAUGGCAGCAGGAGGGAUGGACCAGGACGGGUUGGCCAGACACUAAAAUGACAACAUUAAUUCGUAAAUUAAUUUUAGCUCCUUCUAGUGGAUGAGAGCUUGGAGCUGCAGAGGGGAGAAAGGAAGAGAGUGACAAAGAUGGGGAGAAAGAGCAGAGAGGGGAGGAUGGAGAAAGAAGAGACGGAAAGGACAGGUUGCUCUAAAGGGAGGAUCCCCCUGAGUGAUAUUGAAUGGGGGACAGAAGAGCUAAGAACUCAGGCCUGGAACCUCAAAUGUUUCCUUGGAGCCUAAAUACCUUUCAGGGUCUGGGUCUCAAUUACUAGUUUAAAGCCAGAUUCCACUACUGGAAUGUGAGUUUAUUUGGAGGGUUUUUGUAAAUCUCUAGCCCCAGGAGUCAUGUGAUUACAUGAGACUAUUUCUAGCCUUCCUGGUUGUGGAGAAAAGUUUGAACCCCUAACACAGGUUUAAAAUAAACAGUUACGGAAAAAAGACCUCAAUUUGUGUAUUAAAAAAAGUCAUGACUUUAUGGGAUUUUUGAAUUUUUGGGUUUGACAAAACUGGAUAAACAAAACUAAAGGUCAUAAAUUUUGGUCGCAACUUGAACUAGGUGAAAUGUUUUGACAAAAUCUUUUUUAUUUUUGGCCAAAAAUGCAGAUCUGGUGACACCAAAACAAUAUGAGAAUGUGUGUCGGUUUUGCCAAAUCGACUUAGCAGACAAACCACCUAAAAACAAACUCCAAAAAAAGCUGAACAUUUCGUUUUGCUGGUUUGGGCUUUUUGUUUCAUAAUUUCCUGUAAUUUUGUUUUUAAACCUUAAAAAUUAAAAUGAAACUUUUUUUCAGCAAUUUUUUUUUUUACUUUUUGAUGCAAUGGGAAUUUUGAAACAAAAUUGUUCUUGACUUAAUCCAAGACUAAUUUUUUGUUUGAUUUGUUGGAAUUUCCAGCAAUGUGAAAAAAUCCAUGAUUUGCCCAGCGCUAGCUGUGUCCUCUCCUGCCCUUUCUGUGCUGCUCAGUGGGGGGCGGGGGGAUCCAGGUUAGAUGGGAAGUGGACACUAGGGUGCAAAGAGCUGAGAGACCCUGAUCUCUCUACAUUUAAAACUUAGGUUGACCUAGAUACCUUGCUCAGGUGUAAAAAAUUCACAGCCCUGAGAGACGUAGUGAAGCUACCUCAGCCCCCUUGUAGACACCGCUUGGUCGAUGAAAGAAUUCUGCAGUCUCGCCAGGAGCUGGAUUUACAGUAGCGACGGGAAGAAAACCACCUGUCUCGCUAGCAAGUCUCUACACUGCAGCAGCGUAUCUGCAGCCCUGUUAACCCAGUGCAUCUGCCGUGAUGUGAACCUGGGAUCGCUGCCUCUGCAGACACAGGAGCUACUCUUUGAGCUAAAGAACCAGACUUGUGAACAGUGCUAUCCUUGUGAACAGCAGCUACUGCAGGGGGACAGAGACCCUGAGUGUAGGAUACAGACCCGUGGGAUACACUUGGGAAAAGGCCGAAGAGACACUGAACCAAAGUCGGGGUAAGAAGUAGCCAGUGGAUCUUGGAAACAUCAUUUGAAGCUGGGACUGGAUGACAGGAUGGAUCACUUGAUAAUUGCCCUGUUCUGCUUAUUCCCUCUGAAGCAAUUGCCACCUGCGAAUGUGGGAAGACAGGACACUGGGUUUGAUGGAUCAUUGGCCUGACCCUGUAUGGCUGUUCUGAUUAACUUUGUGUGUGUGUGUUUGUGUGUUUUUGAGUAGAUCUGAUCAGAAUUUGACAAGAAACAUUUUUUCACAGUGUUUUCUCCAGGAUUUUUUUGCCAUUCUUUAUUUAUUUUUUUUUUUUAUUUAUUCUGACCGAAACUGUGAAUGGGAGAUACUUAGUCAGCAUCUCUCAUCAUCUGCAUUUAAUUCAUUGCUGUGAGCUAAGAUUGUUUGGGUCGGGAGAGCUCCUGGAAGGGUUUAGUCGCUUCCCCUGGGCUGUAAGUACCGGAGUAACCCAAAAUGACUCCCAAAAUUAGUGGCCAGGUUUUCAAUAGAUUCAUGUAGAUUAAGGUCAGAAGGGACCAUUAAAUCAUCUAGUCUGGCCUGCCUAGCACGGGCCAGAGAACUUCCCCCACUUACCCCUGUAUUGAGUCCAAUAACUUCUGUUUGGCUAACGUCCGUCUUCCAGAAAGGCACCAGUCCGGCGUCCGGCUCACCAACGCCAUAUACAGUGAGCUGAGCUGCUCUGAAAAUCUGCCCUAAGGGUCACAAGGGGAGUUGCCACUGUGGGAUGAGGGAAACCUGAAGGUCCUUAACCGGAGCAGAAACUAAAGCAAAACACAAACAGAAAACUGAACACGAGUCGUAGAUUCCAAGGCCAGAAGGGACGGCGGUGGUCAUGUCGUCUGACCUCCUGUACGACACAGGCCAGAGACCUGCCCCAAAAUAACUUCCGCUUAAGCCGGGCCUCCCAUUUGGGUUACUCUGGUGUUUAAAAUAGACAAGUAAAUAAACCUUUGUUUUGGUGGGAUGCAAAAUAAACCAACCAACCCUACUUCCUCACUUCUAGAAACUCUUUUUCCCACAUCAAGAGGGAGGGAUGUUGAAAAUAUUUUUUGAAGGAGAGACAGUAGCAAGGAGGUGGGGUGGUUCUUUCCAGAAUUUUUCAUUUAAGAAUCUUUUGUCCAAACAAAGAAAAAGAAAUGAAAUUCAACCCAAAUGAAGAUAUUGGGGAGGGGGGAAGGGGACUAAACAUUUUCUUUUUGUAAAAAAGGCAUUUUUUGUUUAAGAAAACUGUUUUGAUGGCAAGGUUUUGAUCUGGUCUAUUGAUGUGUAGAUAAAUUACAUGUUUUGCUUCCCUCCCUCUUAACAUAGAUUCCCUGCUGUGAAUCGCUUGCAGUCUCAGGACAAAGUUGCCUUCUCUGUUUGAGAAGUGCCUUGUACAGGGCAGCCUGUAAAUUGCUGGGCAGGAAAUGGUUUUCCCAUCCCACAAAAAACCUUGAUAUUUAAAAAAAAAAAAAUUCCGUCCCAAAUCGGGAUGAAACCAUUUCACAAGUUCCCAAACGAGCUGAGAGCAACCCACCCCCCCCAAUAGUGAGUGCACUCACCUGAGAGGCAGGAGAUGCAAGUAAGUCGCUGCUCUGAAUGGUACAGAUCAGGGACUUGACCGAGGUUUUUUCACAUCCCAGGUGAGGGCCCUGACCCCUGGGCUAUUCUCACAUAGUCUGUCCUGGCUAUGUUUCAUGAAACCAGCUCUGUUUCCACAAAACGUUUUGCAUUCACAGACUUGGCAUUUUCAAACAGAAAGCUGCUUUUUCAAAAGAUUCCUGAGCAGCACUAGUGGGACUCUACCAGAAACAGAUAACGAGGCUGGCAUUCGUUAUAACAGCACUCACACACAGCACUAACACACACUCACACAAAGCACACUCUGCGGGGUGCAAAAAAGGAGCCUGACAGAAGUUCUCAUCCAAAGCUUAUUGAAGUUACUGGAAGAAACUCACAAGUCCAGAACUCAAAGGUGGAAGACGAGAACCUAAAUACCUUUGAGGUUCUGCGCCCCAUUAACUUGACUGAGCAGCUCCCUUUGACACUGUCAUACCAGUGUCCCCUGUACAGGAUUGCCCCCUAGAGACUGAAUUACAAAUUAUUAUUUUAAUGUAUGAUACUUAGAGUUCACAUUGUGCUAGACUCUGUAAAAUACCUUACUUUUACAAUGUGCUCUACUUGUCGUUUGUCUUACGCGUGUCUGUUUUGUGUUUGUACAGCCCCUAGCACAACUGAGUCAUGCUCCAUGACUGGGGCUAAGUACCACUGCAAUACAAAUGCAAUGGCACCGUCGCUUUUUACAGAGCUUGGUAUGUGCGCCGGUGAGUUCUUUGAUGGCUGCUGAGUCCGAUGGGCGAGUGACAGUCCAGUCCACAGGUACGACACACCCACACAUUAGCAACGCUCUGAAUCCGAGCAGCAGAUUCUUUCCUCCUCUGAUGCCGAUCAUCACAAAGUUUGAUCCAGUCCUCCUCACAAUGCCUCGCUCCAUCUACAAGCUGACUCUGCCAACCGGCGUGGCAUUCUGCGUUCCUUUCCCAAUCAUCCACAGAGAUUCCAAAGGACACUAAGCUUUGCAAGCAUCCCGGGAUCUGUGCGGCGGCCUGCCUCUCUAUCUAGAACCUUCGCGAGCAUCAAAGUACUGCAAACUCUUCGGGAUCAUGUAAUCCGGCAUUCACGUGACAUGACCAAGCUGCCUGAGUCCUUUCUUACUAAUUAAUGUUCCCAUAAAUGACAUGCCAGGACGAUUUAGCACUUCCACGUUUGUCACCCUGUGUUGCCAUCUUUGAAGAAUUUCCAAGCAUCUGACAUGGAAGCUGGUUAAUCUCCUGCUAUGUUUGGCGUAAGUCGUCCAUGUUUCUGAGUCAUACAGAAGAGUGGAUAAUACACACGUCUUAGAAAUACAGCUUUUCACUUUAAUUGACAAUUUGUUAUUGUUCCAGGCUCUGUCUUGCAAAAGACAAAAGUUCCUGGCUGCUUUGCUGAUUCUGCUAGUGAGCCCAGCAUCAAGAUCUACAUGGCUGGUAAUGGCAGAGCCAAGGUAGCAAAAUUGGUCCUCAGCAUCCAGACGAAUACCCCCUACGGUGAUAUCUGGAACUGGCUCUGGGGCGUGAUAACUGUCUUCUUCAAGCUUCUCGCUAGCCCAGAGCACUUGGUAAUAAGCUGUUGCAGGACAUCAACACGGUGAGCCACAGGGGCUGCAUCCUCUGCAAACAGCAGGUCCCUUCUGAUGAUCUCCUUCACCUUCAUCUGAGCUCUGCACCAUGCAGUGUUAAACCCCCCCCCCUCCAUCCUGUCUGGCGCUAGUACAGACACCCCCUCGGACAUCACGGAACGCACGUUCAAGUGGGAGUGGGAAUAAAUAUUAAACGGUGUAGGAGCCACUAUGCAGCCCUGCUUCACUCCAUUGGUGAUGUUAAGUGACAUUAAAUGACUGGGGAUAAGUGUCACUUGAAGUACCAAUAAACAGUAAUACACUAACAUAUAACAAAGAGCUGCCCCAAAGACUUUACAAUCUAAGUGUAAGACAACAGUCAGGGAGCGAACCAGAGAACAACGAGAGGAGAUUGUUGCAGGACUUUCAUUCUAACUGUCUAAGCCAGUGGUUUCCUGUGCUCUGCGGACCCUGGGGAUCCACAGACCAUGUGUAAGAUUUACAAAGGAGUCUGCACCUCCAUUCGAAAUGCUGUAGGGCUCUGCAAAUGAAGAAAGGUUGCAAACCAAUGGUGUAAGCCAGGGGGUCUCAAACUGGGGGUCGGGACCCCUCAAGGGGUUGCAAGGUUAUUACAUGGGGGGUUGUGAGCUGUCAGCCUCCAUCCCAAACCCCACUGCCAGCCUUUAUAAUGGUGCUAAAUACAUAAACAGGUGUUUUUAAUUCAUAAGAGGGGUCACACGCAGAGACUUGCUGUGUGGACGGGGUCACCGGUACAAAAGUUUGAGACCCACUGGUCUAAGCCAGGGGGCUUCUGGCAUUUGCAUCUUAUUAUUUCUGUUUCACGGUGACCAGGCGAACCUCUCGUUCUGCUUCUCUUCUCUGGGUGACCCCUGGACUGUCCCGCGAUAGACGCACAGUGUGACCCAGGGACCCCUUAGUGCCACCUGGCAAAGGGGCCAGCGAGGGUGCCUGGGGCGUGAGGUCUCAUGUUCAAGCACGUGUCACUGGUCACCACUGUCAUUGUGAAACACACGUGCGGCUGGUGUGCAAGCAGUUCUGUGUAAACACCGACCGUCAUGGGCCCAGUGUCUGUGUCCAGGCGGGUGGUCACCGGCAAAGGGGUGAACCGGGUUUUCUGUCAGACAAAGGCUGUUUGUGUCUCUCUGGCUGUCGGAUGGUUCACCGUGGGGCUCCUCUCCCGCGUCUGAACCAAACACUGAGGAAGGACGAGGGGGAACCACACGGAGAGAAAAGUAACAGGAUGGAACAGUGUCAGUUACGCUGUUUCUACCUCCAUUUAUAACUGGAAAUUAAACCCUGUCGCUGUAUCAGGAAUGUAAAUGGCCUGUUGCUACUGCAGUCCCUGAGUGUGUAGAAAUUGGUCCCAGCUUCUGGGCAAAUGCUCUGAGUGAUGCAUUUGGUCUGUAAUAACAUGUAUGUACCGUGUCUGUCUCACUUGCAGCUGAAUUCUGUUUAUAUUUAUAUGUAAUAUAUUAACCGACUCUUAUUGUUGUUUUUCUAAGUAGCAGGGGGGGAAUCUGUCUCUCUUGUGGGAUUUGCAGGAUCUAAGGUUUUCCUAAAUCUUCCUCACCCAACAAAUGUGCUGUUUUGUCAGAUGCUACUUGGCAGUGUGCGAAUCCCCACCUGACUCCUGGAGAUGGGCCUGUCCUGCAGCAGUCCCUGCAUUCAGAGCUGGGUGUUUAUUGCCGCUGGGUGUCCCAGUGGAGCUGUGACAGCCGCUGGCUUGGCUGAUACCCCAGGAGUUGAGCCAGGGAAUGUU